Penicillium canariense is the source of this 1308-nucleotide messenger RNA. Its product is annotated as serine hydrolase domain-containing protein. NCBI's taxonomy places the organism in Eukaryota, Fungi, Ascomycota, Eurotiomycetes, Eurotiales, Aspergillaceae. The transcript has 4 exons. The record is from RefSeq and is a predicted model, not a curated record. The coding region runs from base 1 to 1308 and encodes 435 amino acids.
AUGGACUCACUUGAAAAGACAUUCGAAGAUGCUUGCUCGAACGGGGUCAUCCCCGGAGCUGUCCUUGCAGCAUCCAGCAAAGAUGGAUGCUUCACCUACUGCAAGGCGUUUGGGUUCAGCUCACUUGAAGACCAUACUCCUCUCGACAAGAGCGCAGUAUUUGCCCUCGCCAGCUGCACGAAACUCAUCACUACCAUUGCUGCCCUGCAGCAGAUAGAGCAGGGCAAGAUCUCACUGGAAGAUGACGUGGCCUGCGUUGUGCCGGAGUUGGCAAGGUUGGAAAUUGUGUCCGAAACACCCGACGGAGAUCUCAAGUUCACCAAGCGAACGCAACCGAUUACCUUGCGUCACCUUCUUACCCAUUCAUCGGGCAAGUCUUAUGACUUCAUGGCACCCGUCUUGCAGAAAUACAACAAGUCCAAAGGUCUGCCACCAAUGCCGCCCAACAGAUCGGUCGUGGAGACAUACGCGUCCCCACUAAUCUUUGAGCCCGGAACAUCCUGGCACUAUGGCAGUUCCGUAGACUGGGCUGGACUGGUAGUCGAGCGACUCUCCGGAAUGGAUCUUGACACCUAUUUCAAGCAAAACAUUUUCGAGCCACUGGGAAUAUUUGAUAUGACUUUCUGGCCCGGUAAGUCCGCUCAAGUGCAGGCCAAGAGAGUGGCUGGUUCAGUGCGUUCACCCGACGGAAACGUCGUUCCCUUCAAGGGACCCAGCUUUGUUGCUGGAGCUACAGCGCCACUGGGAGGUCAAGGACUCUAUGCUUCAGUGCCCUCGUACCUGAAGAUUCUGCAAAGCAUUCUUGUGGAUAACGAGAAGCUUUUGAAGAAGGAAACUUCGGCGAUGAUGUUCACGCCGCAGCUGGCUGAAGAAAGUCGCAGCGAGCUUCAAGCGCUGUACAAGAGCCAACCGCAGUCGGGACCUUGCAGCAUUGGGUACUUCCCUCCAGACACCAAAUACAGCUGGGGAUUGGGUGGCUUGUUGACGAUGGAGGAUGUCAAUGAAUGCGGCCCAGGAUAUCGACGAAGGAAUUGUUUGACCUGGAGCGGCGCGCUGAACUCCUUCUGGUUCAUUGACAGAGAAGCACAAGUAUGUGGGAUAUAUGGCGGAGAGGCUAUCCCACCUGGAGAUCGGAAGAUCAACCAGAUGAUCAUUACAUUCGAAAAGGCUAUAUACCAGCAAAAAGCCCAGGAUGGUCAUCCUUACGGGAUCGUGUCACGGAAUACUACCAACACUCGUAUCGUAAGCAAGAAGUAUAAGGUGCUGAUCGUCAUAAUCGCCACUACUCCGACGACGGCCCUACAGUAG